UUUUAAUACUCCAUUACUUAAAAUUAAAACCCUAAAAUAACUAUUAAAGGAGAGACUUCCGCUUCCAUUCUAUCCGCCGUCGCCUCCGCUCUCCAGCCAUCCUCGCCGGCGCCUCCAGAAGACCAGAAGUCGCAUCUAUCCCUAAAUCUCUCCAGCUCCCGCCGUCGCCUCCACCCGCCCGUCCUCCCAACUACCCAUCGUCUCCAGCCAACCACGCCGGCGCCUCCACAAGGUUUUUAUGGAUUUCCGUUUCGGUUUGGUUUUUUUGACCAAACUGAAAACCAAAUGCUCAUCCCUAGAUGACGGUUCUGAGCUCUAGUUCUUAACCCUAUAUCAAGUGCUUUGCUAUUUGUACGUGUUUUGUCUAAAUACUUAGGUUUUGUUGGGAAAAUGUCGUCUUUGAGGAAUGCUCUCCCGCGAAAAGCUCACAAGGAGCGAUCACAGCCACAGUCGAGGAAGAAAUUUGGGCUGCUCGAGAAGCAUAAGGAUUAUGUCGAGCGUGCACGCGCCUUCCACAGAAAAGAGGAGACAUUGCAAAAACUUAAAGAAAAGGCGGCAUUUAGGAAUCCCGAUGAGUUCUACUUCAAGAUGAUUAACUCCAAAACUGUUCAUGGAGUCCACAGACAGGAGGGUGAAGCGAACAAGUACUCUAAGGAAGAGCUCAUGUUGAUGAAGACGCAAGAUAUUGGAUAUAUUUUGCAGAAACUUCAGGCUGAGAAAAAGAAAAUCGAAAAGCUAAAUGCUGUGCUGCACUCUGUUGAUAACCAGUCAUCAACCCAACAUGUAUACUUUGCUGAAGAUAGGACUGAAGCGAGAGAAAUUCGAGCUCAGAAGCCUGAACACAGAGAAAACCCCACUUUUGAAGACUUGCCAAAGGAUAUUAAGAGGAGGACAAUUGGUUCGUACCGUGAGCUAGAGGCUAGAAGAAACCGAGUUAAAGAGCUAGAGAAGAUAUACACGGAUAUGGCAAUGCAGAAAGAAUUACAGAAAAAGGGCCGGAAACGGAAACUUCGUGAGGAUGAAAUCGUUGGCCCAACAUCAGGACCUGUAUUCAAAUGGAGGCAGGAAAGAAAACGCUGAGAGAGAGAGAGAGGGGUGAAGCUCAUAUUAAUGUGCUCUUAUAAAAGUCUGAGAUCAAGAAGAUAGUUUUACUGAUGCAGUAUCUAUAGCAGUAAAAAAUAUGUGCUAAUUCAGAAACAACAUCAACUCAUCAAAUUUUUGCUGUAGUAAAUUUCAGAAACUGAAUAUUGUGAUUGUGAAACACAGUUUCACCACUUUUUGUGACUGUCA
Messenger RNA from Salvia splendens (bonfire salvia), 1290 nucleotides. RefSeq names its product probable U3 small nucleolar RNA-associated protein 11. The record is from RefSeq and is a predicted model, not a curated record. Gene Ontology annotation, cellular component: nucleolus; small-subunit processome. Bases 391 to 1080 code for a protein of 229 amino acids. The transcript is spliced from 10 exons. NCBI's taxonomy places the organism in Eukaryota, Viridiplantae, Streptophyta, Magnoliopsida, Lamiales, Lamiaceae. Gene Ontology annotation, biological process: rRNA processing.